Molecule: messenger RNA, 3297 nt
Organism: Caenorhabditis briggsae
Lineage: Eukaryota; Metazoa; Nematoda; Chromadorea; Rhabditida; Rhabditidae
Gene: Cbr-sec-31
Product: Protein CBR-SEC-31
Exons: 15
Coding region: 1-3297 (1098 amino acids)
Biological process (GO): COPII-coated vesicle cargo loading; endoplasmic reticulum organization; intracellular protein transport
Cellular component (GO): COPII vesicle coat; endoplasmic reticulum exit site
Molecular function (GO): structural molecule activity; protein binding
Source: RefSeq, a predicted model, not a curated record
AUGAGCUCGAAGCUCUACUCUCGCUCUGGAGUGUUUUCAUGGAGUCCACGUGGCAUUCAGUCUAAGGGUUUGAUUGUCGCUGACUUUGCACAAUUUUUCGACCCAAAUGCAGCGUCAGUUGAACAAAAAAUUGAUUUUUUGGCUGCGAGUGAUAUAUAUGAAAAAGCGCAGUUGACCCCAAAUGUCUCCCUUCCAACUAAUUAUCGAUUCAAUGAGUUAUCAUGGACAUCGAUGUGCUCGGAUGCCCAUCCAAAUGGAAUAGUUGCCGGUGGAACUGAAGAUGGAAGCGUCGUUUUUUUCGAUGCAGAUAAAUUUAUCAGUGGGCAAAAACUGGAAGUGUUGUCAGCUCGAAAAGAUCAUCAUGGACAUGUACUGACGAUUGAUGUAUCAAAAGAUGGAAGGUGGAUGGCCUCUGGUGGAGGAUCCGGGCAGAUUCUACUCUGGGAUUGUGCAAAUUUGAAAACACCGUUUUCUCCAGGAGCACCUAACUUCCCAGAUCAAGUGAAGCUUUUGCGGUGGAACCAUAAAAAUGAGUCUGUUUUCGCUUCUAUAUCGUCGAGAAGAGUCAGCUUCUGGGAUUUACGGAGAAACGGAUCUCCCGUAUUGGAGUUUGCAGAGGUAAUCCCCGGUUGUGACUGGUCAUCCAUGUGUUGGAAUCCGUCUGAUGCAUCGCAGCUGAUGGUUGCCAGUCAGUCUCAAAAUGCUUCAGUCGUGCAAAAAUGGGAUUCUAGGUUCACACAGACACCAGUGAAAGAAUAUAGACAUCACAAUAUGGGUGUGACUAGUCUUGAUUGGAACAAAUCAGAUGACCGUCUCCUAAUUUCGUCUGGAUGUGAUGGUCAAAUCGUCAUCUGGAAUCAUGAGACAUCUGAAGUACUAGGCGGCGUUGGAAGUUUAACGGGAGAUUGGAUCAGAAGUGUGAAAUGGAACGAGGAAGAACCCGCUCAGUUUGCUAUUCAAUAUUUCCAACACCCAAUUCAAAUCUCCUCUUUAACUAGUCUCGGUGUUCCUCAACCAGGAGCUGAGGUUCUAGCUGCACGAGUCUCCGAUCAAUUUGUUCCUGCCUGGCAUCGCGCUCCUCUCAUCGGAUCUUCUGUAUCUCUUGGUGGGAGGUUGGCUACAUUCUGGAAGUCCUAUGAUGUGAUGACUCAACAAUUUCAGCAUAAUGUUGAAGUAGAAACGAUAGGUAUUCAAGAAGACGUUGGUGUGGAAGAUAUUGCACAGUAUUUGCACGUCAAAGAUGACAAAAGGAAUUUAGGAUGGUAUCUACAUGAGAGAGCUUAUGCGCAGUCAACCGACUCUUCCGAAGAUGCUGAAUUACAACAGAAAGUUUGGCUGAUCCUUCUUGCACUACAAGAAGGAGCCGGAAGAACGAAAAUGCUCAGUUAUUUGGGACUUGUAGAACCUCCGAACGAUGAUGUAUUUUCGGAUCACAAUCCAACGACUCACACGAAUUCACAAACGACAACGCAACCAACUACAACAACCGAUCGCUCAGCACGCAGCACUUCGAUUGUUUCAGCAGCAGAAACAGAUAACGAUGUGCCGGAAAUCUCUGUGAUCGAUAAGUUCUCUGAAGUGAACUGGGCUGCGUUGAACACCUCCGGAUGGGAUCUUCUGGUGAACACAAUGCGACAGGACCACCUUGCAGUUAUACGCGUUUUGAUGUCAUCAAAUCAACAUGUUGCUGCGAUGAUGUACUCAGCUCAGCAUGAUACUGAACAUUUGUCUAUGAUCUUGGAAGACUAUAAUAGAGUAACACAAAACUCUAAUACACUUUCUGCAUUGACUUUGGCCCUCUCUGCUUCGGCAUCAGCUGGUCGCACAGAGACACCUUCGCAGCACAAUUCAACAAGAGAAGAAACCAUUCACAAAGUUAACAAAAUCUGUGAAACCUUCCCCGAUGAAAAAUGGAGAGAACUACUCGGCCUAAUUAUUGCUCAUGAAACGAAUACAGAGGAUAUUCGGCUUUCCGCCACAACUAUCGGGCAAAAAUGGCUUAGUCGAGGAAAAAAUCUCCGAGCAUGUAUUGCGUUCCUGAUUGGCGGCGAUAUUGAUCAACUUCUGCUUUCAAACACUUCCUUCUCACAAGUCGAUCGCUUGAAGCAGGCACUGGUUCUCCAUCAAGUCUUGAAAGCUACUUCCUAUUCACAAGGACUGGAAGAAGUAAUUGAGGCACUGAUAAUCGACUUCACCAAUCGUCUUCUCACUCAAGGCGCGGGUUCUACUGCGUGGAAUUUAGUUAAAUGGUGUCAGGACGGAUCAGCUGAAAUGCAAGAACUUCAAUGGACGUGUUACAAUGUGGCCGGGGGUCGUGAUUGCACUGGAGAUCAACCUCCUCUGAACCCAUACAACAUUAGCCAAAAACAAAUUCAAAACCAUCAAAGUCCAAACCAUCCUAUGAGACCGUUCCAGCAACAGCCACACCCAUCUGUUCUUGCACCACCGGUUAUUGCGAACGGGUUCAAUCCGUAUAAUCCCGCUCAAUCACAAUCACCACCUCCUCCAAAUGAUUAUAUGAGCAACCGCAGAAGUUCCAACAUUGCACCGAUGCCUCCCUCUUCAACAUUUUAUCAAACACCUUCCUGGAAUCAUAAGCCGCUACAGCCACCGUCAAUGCCUCCAAAUAUGCCACCACCUAAACCAGCGGCUCCUGUCACACCCGGAUGGAAUGAUCCACCACCAAUGGCACUGAAAAGUGCUCAUCCAACAGCGCCGAAGCAGAACGUCAUGGAGAUUAAUUGGAAACCGGUUGAAACUGCUCCAGCACCUGGUGGAAUGAUGAGGGGUCAGCAAAUGAAUGGAUUCAGUGGAGGAAUGGGCUAUCAAAAUGUAAUGAGCAAUGGUAUUCAAGGAAUUACUAUUAACAAUCAACCACCUUCUGCCACAUCCUCUUCUUUCCCAUCCCCAACCGCCUACCAGCAACGACCGGCAUCUGUCGCAUCAGUUUCCGCACCACCCCCAAUUCAGCUGACUCCCGAAGACGAAAAAAUUGUGGGACCUAUCAAUGCGCUUGCUCAAUCCAUCAUAGACAAUGCUCGAGUUCAAGCAAGAAUGGAGAAAGCAAAGGAAUUCAAAACCCGUAUUCAGGCUGAGCUGUCACCAAGACUUGCGGCUAAUCGACUUUCUGUUGAAACAAAACAACAUUUGACUCAUUUGGCCUACUUCAUUGGAAUGCGUCAAAUCCGCGAAGCUCAAGCUGUUGUUUCUCAAAUGGCUCGAAACUCGAGUGAUUUUACAGAGAUUUCGUCGUUCCUACCGGCUUUGAAGUCACUUCUCUCGCUUGCUCUUCAGUAA